Salvelinus fontinalis (brook trout) is the source of this 5868-nucleotide messenger RNA. Its product is annotated as 1-phosphatidylinositol 4,5-bisphosphate phosphodiesterase eta-1-like. The record is from RefSeq and is a predicted model, not a curated record. Gene Ontology annotation, molecular function: phosphatidylinositol-4,5-bisphosphate phospholipase C activity. Gene Ontology annotation, biological process: phosphatidylinositol-mediated signaling; lipid metabolic process. The transcript has 13 exons. Lineage: Eukaryota; Metazoa; Chordata; Actinopteri; Salmoniformes; Salmonidae. The annotation marks the transcript as partial.
CUCUCUCCCUGUCUCUCUCUGUCACUCUCCCUGUCUCUCUCUGUUGUUCUCUCUCUCUCUCUCUCCCCGUCGCUCUCUGUCUCUCUCUGUCUCUCCCUGUCUCUUUCUCUCUUUCUGUCUCUCUCUCUCUCCCUGUCUUGCUCUGUCACUCUCUCUCUUUCUCUCUCUGUCGUUCUCUCUCUCUCUUUCUCUCUCCCUCCCCUCGUCUCUCUCCUUCCCUCUCUCCUCCCUUCUUCAGAGUAAUGGUAACCACCAAGUGGAAAGUUACAUCAGGAAGAAGCUGGACUCUCUGUUGAAGGAGUCUCAGAUUGGAGACAAGGAGGACACAGACAGCUCCAGCAUCAGAGCUCUGCUCAGAGCCACACACGUGGGCCUGCAGAAGAACCUACCGAAUCCCAAAGAGGGACUUAAAAAAUCCCAAAGUCGAUCAUUCAUCAGCAACAUCAAACAAAAGAGACACUCUAAAUCCAGGCUGAAGUCCCAGAGUACGGAUGGAGAGGAGGAAGGACAGGAGACCUCUGGGAGAGAGGCGGGAGGACAGAUCACCAGGGGAGGGAGGAAGAGGAAGACGAUGAAGCUGAGUAGAGAUCUGUCAGACCUGGUUGUUUUCACUAACUCUGUGGCCUCUCAGGAGGGACUGGACGACAGUACUCCGGGGAAUGUUCUGUCGUUCAGUGAGACUCGUGCCCAGCAGCUAGUGAACCACAGAGCUGAGCGCUUCCUGUGUGUCAACCAGCGACAGCUGUCUAGAAUCUACCCGUCAGCCUACCGUAUAGACUCGUCCAACUUCAACCCUCAGCUCUACUGGAACGUGGGCUGUCAGCUGGUGGCUCUGAACUACCAGACGGAGGGAAGGAUGAUGCAGCUGAACAGAGCCAAGUUCAUGGUGAACGGUGGCUGUGGUUACGUCCUCAAACCUCCACCCAUGUGUAAAGGCUCGUUCAACCCGUUCAGUGACGACCCCCUCCCUGCCUACCCCAAGAAACAGCUGGUGCUGAAGAUCAUCAGUGGACAGCAGCUUCCCAAACCACCAGACUCUAUGCUGGGGGACCGAGGAGAGAUCAUUGACCCGUUUGUAGAGGUGGAGAUCAUCGGCCUGCCAGUGGACUGCUGCAAGGAGCAGACUCGAGUAGUGGACGACAAUGGUUUUAACCCCGUGUGGGAAGAGAACCUGUCCUUUACCCUCCACAUGGCGGAAGUGGCUCUGGUGCGUUUCCUCGUCUGGGACCACGACCCCAUCGGGCGGGACUUUGUGGGCCAGAGGACAGUCGCCUUCAGCAGCCUGAUGCCAGGUUAUAGACAUGUGUACUUGGAGGGGUUGACUGAGGCGUCAAUCUUUAUCCACGUAUCAGUUCAUGACAUCUAUGGGAAGUGGAGUCCACUAGUCCUGAACCCCAGCUUUACCAUAAUGCACUUUCUAGGAGCCAGCAAGGGUCGUCAGCUGCGAGGCAUCAGAGGCUUGUUCAACAGGUCCUCUAAGUCGUCAGUAGACACCAGCUGUGGUUCGGCCCUCAGGAAACGCUCCGUCAGUGACCACCUCCUCCGACGCACCGCCAGCGCCCCUGCCAACCGACGCAAGAAAACCAAGAUGAAGCUCGCUGAGUCCUCCACCUCCAUAUCGGACCGCAAGGCCUCCAUAUCAGACAGCAAGGACAGAGUGUGGGCCGGGGCAGGGGCUGGGGGGGAGGGGUCCCGGAACAGGGAAAGGGACAUGGAGGGGGUAAUGGUGGAAAGAUGCCCAACACCCCUCACCCACAGGCCCAUCUCCAUGCCCCUGGAGAGACUACUGCAGGGACAGCUCUCCCUCUGCUCCCCCAACCAGGAGCAGACUGACCUGGGUGCAGACACACUCAUCGGAACCUCCCCCUUUAACCAGCCCAGGUCCCACUCUGUGGAACUCAUCGUCGAAUCCUUCGCCUCACUUGAGCACAAAGUGUCCACCCCUUCCACCAAUCACAACAACGCACAGGAUAACACCACAGAGUCUGACCAAUCCGAUGAGACCUACCUGGUCAUUGGCCGAGGAGGAGGAACUGUAGAAGAUGACUCCAAAGACCAAUCACAGGACAGAGUCAACCCACCCAGUAAAGCUGAGGAUGUUUCUUCUCGCCAAAGGACGUUGUGUCACCUCAGCAGCUCAACAGAGACAGAGAGCAACUGUUUACACAUACCUACUGAGAGCAGACCAGAGACAACAUUACUUAGUACAACAAACACACCAGCUACUUCCUCAUCUCCUUCAUCCUCUUCCCCUGAGCCCCCCAUCUCCCUACUGAAUGUGGACCUGUCCGAUCUGCAGAGCCCCGUCCCCCUACAGGACAGCAUCAUCUCACAACUCAUUGACACCGUAUCCCUUGGCAACGACACCACCUACGGGUCUAUUUCCGCUCUGAUUGGUCAGUUUGACAUCACCGGCGACCAGAAUGAUUUCACAAUGAACUCUGACCCCCACGCCCUCAGUGUCAUGUCCUGUCUGUCCCAUCAUGCUGUCUGGGACUCCAGCACACCCUAUAAGGUCACCAUAGACUAUGCCACCCGAUAUAAUGACCCACAGACCACCACCUCCCCCCGCAAGGCAAUGAACGGACCUAUCACUCCUCGAAAGGCAAGCCAGACCCCUAACCACGCGAACCAGAACCUACUCCCACCCCACCCCAAGACCUCCCACACAGACCCCUCUGCCCCCCUUCUCUUCUCCAGUCCUGAGACCACGGAGCUGGAGGAGGUCUAUACCAUCCUGGAUGAGGAGGUCUUGUCUCCAGUCUCUGUCUACAACCUGAGGAAGCAGACCAUCGGCAACAUCCAGGCUGACUCUGAGGAGAGCACACCCAUGGGAAGCCUGGAGCCUUCCCCAGCCAAGGUGCCGCCUCUCCUGGGGGUAGAAGGCAAUGGCAGCUGGGUGGGCUCAUGGAGGGGUGUGGUGGAGGAGACAGGAGAGGGUUACGGGGGUGACUGUGAUCCUAAAGGGUUGGGGUCAGUGGGAGAGUGGGGGUUGUCGUGGGGUUACGGGUUCCCGUCCAACAACAGCACAGUAUCUGACCAAUUCCUGUUGUGCCAUGACACGGAAGGAAGUAGUCUGAUGGAGGUGGAAAUUAACGUGGACGAGGAUCCACUGGAGACGACCCUGACAUUACCGAGACACAACCAUACCUGGGGCGCUACCAGCCCAACCAAAUGCUACACUGCUCCCCAAAGCCAGCUUACCCAACUAUACCCCUAUCCCCGGCAUGCACCCCAACUCCAGCUCUCCCAGUGUCCUUCACCCCUCAAACAGCCAUCAGACCAGCCCUCCCCUCGCCAAGCCCCAUCAAUAACCCCUCAAACUCAGCCCUCCCCGUGCAAAGGGCCCCCCCUCCCCAGCCCCCUCCUCCUGAACAGCCACUCCUCCACCCAUUGCAAACACAUUACCAGAGCCUUCACCCAGCAGCACAGUUACAGUGGUCCCACCCAGUCCCAGACCAGGGGCUACCAGGGUGGGACAGGGGAAGGACAUGGUCAGGGAGAAGCGUCAGCCUGCUUCCAGAAUGUGUUCUCCUCCUCAGGGUGUCUGUCUGUUGUGUCUGGUCCAAGGUCUGUUAGCCUCCCCAGAGACAGAGGCCUGUACUCCCUCAGCUCAGACUGUAGUGUGGACUACAGCCAGCAAGACUACGACUGCUUCAGACCCUCCACUGCCUCGGCCUCCCAUUACACCCAGCCCCAACCCCAGCCCCAAUCACACACCCAGCCCCUUCCCCAGGCCCAACCCCAACCCAAAUCGGACACCCAGCCCCAACCCCAGCCCCAAUCACACACCCAGCCCCUUCCCCAGGCCCAACCCCAACCCAAAUCAGACACCCAGCUCCAACCCCAACCCCAAUCAUAUACCCAGCUCCAACGCCUGACCCAAGCCCAACCCCAAUCAGACACCCAGCCCAAGCCACAAACCCAGCUCCAACCCCAAUCUGGUCGCCCAUCACUGCCCCUUUUGGGCUCCACCCUCACCCCUCCUCUACCUAUCCUCAGACCAUCCACAGCCCCCAGCCCCUGCAAGUCCAAGUCUCUGGGUGACCUGACAUCAGAGGACAUCUCCUGCAACUUCCACAGCAAGUACAACAUUAUCAGCCGCAGCUUUAUCACCCCCUGUAUGAAGGAGCGGAGGAGGAUGAGGGGCCUGGGGGGUCUGUCUCAACGGCUGCAGUCUGCAGACCCCCUCACUGAGCAGUUACGCAAACUAGUCACCCUAGAGGGGGAUGACAGAGACCGGGACAGACCCCAGUCUCCCCAGCUUACCCAGUUACCUCAGUUACAGAUACCUCCCAAACCUUUCAUACCCCCAUCAGGCUCCUGCCGCUCCUCAAACUUUGUCCCUGACUCCCAGGAGGACUCCCCGCCCCUCCUCCAGCGCCGUCUCUCCUCUCGGAGCCAGAGCCGUGUGCGUCACAUCAACAAUCGCGCUCGAGAGAGGCAGCGGGAGGCUCUGAAGUCCCGGGACAUGAGCGCCCCCUCCAGCGUGGGAGGGGUAGUGCUGCGUGCUAAAGUAGCAGCAGGUCAGAACCCCCCAGCUAACAGACACUCCACAGGCUCCUACAUAGCGGGCUACCUGGACCAGCUGGAGGACAGGGGGCUGCCUGAGGGGGGGUGCACCACACUGGGGUAUGGAUUUGGAGAUCACUAUGGUGAUCAUUAUCAUGAUGACUCUUUGCUGCCCACAGACUUCUGUAUACAAUCAGAACCGGAGGUCUACUUCCUGCUCAGACUCUGAACCCACUUCCUGGUUAUCACCUACAUAGAAUGAUGUAUAAUGUACUUCCAAAAUGCAGCAAAUCAGCUUCCUGCUUAGGACAGAGGAAAAAAACAUAUAUCCUGGUUGGGCUGUCCAAUAAUACUUUCAGAUAUAAAGUCAACUACCUGAUUGGGUCUGACAGUCUUGACUGUAAAUGUAAAUGUUUUUUGUUCUUCUUCAUGUCCUGAUCAGAAUGUUCUUUAAAUGUAGUUUGGAACAGACUGUUAUUAAACUACUUCUUACUUUGAUUGUACCCAUUUCCUGUCCUGUCUGUUCCUGUAAUUCUACUUCCUAUUCAAGCUAACGCCAUCUACUAUAAAGCAGAAAAUAAGGGAACUUUACAAAUGUGUUUAACUCUGAAGGGAAGUGUUGUCUUGGUCUUUGUACAUUUUAAAUGUGUAUUAGUAUUAUCAGAGGCCCACAGACAUCAAUGCAAUGUCUAUUCCACGUUAGUUCAACAUUGAAAUAACGUGGAGACAAUGUUGAUUCAACCAGUGUGUGCCCAGUGGGGGACGGACAACUUUUAGGUGAUGGGAUCUGUUUCAUCAAAGAUCUUCCUCAAGUGUUCCUUCUCCUCUGACUGUCCUCUGUGUGCUGGUGUUGUUGGUACUUAUUCUACUGUAGAUUCGUUUUUAAUUUAAGGUGUUGUCAUUUAGUUGUGCUGUUUUCUGCAUGUUAAAUGUCCAGCAUGACUAUGCAUCGAUCUGUAGACAUCACAGUGUACUACUAUCUUUUCACAGAAUAAGUAAUAGUGGGAUUGGAUGAAAUACUCUGACUUCUUGCUUUCUAAGCUCUUAAACAUGAUCACAUAUUUUUAACUUUUUUGAGUUUAAAUGCUUGAAUUGUUUUUACAGUUAAUUUCAUACAGGCUGCAAAAAAAAGGGGGGAAAUUGGGGGCUGGUUAUUAAAAAAAUGAGAAAUGUUUACAAGAACUGAAACACACAGUGGAAUAGGUAGAUAAGGGUUUUUCGACUGGCCCAAGUUGCAUGUUUUUAUUCUUCUUUUCAGUGUUAAACGCAUCCUUUUUUCUUUGUAUGGUCACAUGGAACAUUACUGUGAGCAUUUUCCUACUGAUGUAAUAAAAUUCAUAAAACAUUUGACUUGAA